Fusarium oxysporum Fo47 is the source of this 1590-nucleotide messenger RNA. Its product is annotated as flavin-containing monooxygenase. Gene Ontology annotation, molecular function: flavin adenine dinucleotide binding; N,N-dimethylaniline monooxygenase activity; NADP binding. The record is from RefSeq and is a predicted model, not a curated record. Lineage: Eukaryota; Fungi; Ascomycota; Sordariomycetes; Hypocreales; Nectriaceae. The coding region runs from base 1 to 1590 and encodes 529 amino acids. The transcript is spliced from 3 exons.
AUGUUAGGCCAAGAUGGACCAGGGCCCGGUCCGCAACACAGGAGGGUAAUUAUUAUCGGAGGAGGGUUCGGGGGCGUUGCUAUGGCCUGCCAACUGAAAACAAAGCUGCGCUGUACCGACUUCUGUGUACUGGAACGCCAGUCGGGCAUAGGAGGCACCUGGUGGAUCAACACCUACCCGGGUAUAGCCUGUGACAUCCCUUCGCCGUUCUACUCCCUCUCAUUCGCCCAGAACCCGGACUGGUCGACCUUUUUCGCGCCAGGUCGGGAAAUCGGACAAUACAUCGAGAAAGUCGUCGAUGAUUUUGAACUACGAGACAAUAUUCACUUGAGUAUGGAAGUGGUUUCGUGCAAAUGGAACCCUCAAGUCCACCUUUGGGAGGUUACCUUUCGCCACCUGCUACAUGGCGUCGGUGAUCUCUCUGCCGCAGACCGAAAGCAUAUUGAAGAUACGAAAGGGCCAUCGUUUGUUUACUCGAGCGAGACAACGUGGACGUGCUCAGUCCUCGUCAGCGCCGUUGGAGGCCUCGUAGAGCCUGCUCCCUGGCCCGCCCACGUUCCCGGCAAGGAUAAGUUUCAAGGAGAUAUCAUACAUUCAGCAAGGUGGGACUCAAACGUUGACUUCCAUGGUAAGAACGUUGUUGUUGUGGGAACCGGUUGCAGUGCCGCUCAGCUUGUCCCUCGGUUGCUCUCGAGCGAUUAUGGGGCCAGCCAUGUUACGCAGCUCAUGAGAGAGCCUCCCUGGGUGCUGCCUCGCUUAACGCCUCCUUUAGGUGACAGCUUCUACAAAAGAUGGAGCCCAUUUCUCUGCAAAUACGUGCCAGGCUACAUGCGAAUUUUGAGAGCUCUUGUAGCCUUGACCGCUGAACUUGACUUUGGGCUAUUUGGUGCAGAGCGCUGGAGUAAGAGGAAGAGGGACAAUCUUCAGAGACAACUGCUCAAACAUAUGAGGGAAACGGUUCCUCCCAAAUAUCAUGACAUAUUGACACCUCACUACUCGAUCGGCUGCAAGCGACGUAUAUAUGACACAGCCUGGUUCCCUUGUUUACACGACUCCCGAAUGGAGCUUACAACUCUGGCGAUGAAAAGUGUUGAUGAAAAAGGCGUGAAUCUAGGUCUAGGUCCAAAAACCCAUCCAACAGAAAAGCACCCAGGAGUUGCCCGCAGCAUUCCUGCUGACAUCAUCAUUCUUGCCAAUGGAUUUGCCGUCAAUCGGUGGUUUCAUCCUCUCGAAGUCGUGGGGAGCAGGGGAACGACCUUGCAAGAGGAGUUUGAUAAGCGAGGAGGUCCACAGCUAUAUCGCGGAACCGCCCUUGACGGGUUUCCCAAUAUGUUUGUGCUCUUUGGCCCCAACAGCUUCACUGGGCAUAGUAGUGUCGUGCUCGGGCUAGAAAACCAAGUGACGCAGGCUGUCAAGCUGAUGCGUCCCAUCCUUUCUGGCGAAGCUCAAAAGGUAGAGGUCAUGAGGUCUGCUGUUGACAAGUAUAAUGCAGAGGUUCAGUCGGACUUGAAGAAAAUGGUAUGGAACGGCGGUGAUUGCCACAACUGGUAUGUGGAUGCUGACGGUCGAAACUCCAUGUCAUACCCGUGA